Pieris napi is the source of this 2225-nucleotide messenger RNA. It is a transcript of the gene Cog4, whose product is annotated as conserved oligomeric Golgi complex subunit 4. Lineage: Eukaryota; Metazoa; Arthropoda; Insecta; Lepidoptera; Pieridae. Bases 92 to 2143 code for a protein of 683 amino acids. The record is from RefSeq and is a predicted model, not a curated record. The transcript has 13 exons.
AAUUCGGAAUCGUGUUUUGCGAUUGCUGAGUCUCAUUAUUUAUUUGUUAAAUUAUUUAGAUUAUUGAGAUUCGAUUGUAAUAGUAAUAAAAAUGUCUAUAGCUUUAUUAUUAGAAAAGUAUGACGUAUCUUCUGAAGAUGGUCUUCAAAAAGCACUUAAUGAAAUAGAGAAAGAAGAGUCAGACGUAAAUGAUGCUUUAUCAAACGCACUAUCUAAAGCUUGUGUUCUUGAGGGAAGGCUUCGAACUACUAGUGAAGCAUGUACAAAACUGGGUGAAGUAAAAUUUGAAGCUCAGAAUGCAGCUGAUAUGGUAAACAAAACUGCAGCAUUAGCGAGAGGUGUUAGCGCUAAAGUGCGCCAGCUAGACUUAGCUAGAUCCCGAGUUGCAGAAUGUCAGCAGAGGGUAAAUGAUUUGAUAGAUCUAAAAGUAUGCAGUGCUGGAGUUGACGCUGCUAUUAAAGCACAUGAUUAUGAAACAGCUGCUGCACACAUCUCAAGGUUCUUAAGUAUGGAGCCAGCAUCAGUGGCAGCAGCUCGUGCCAGGGGAGAUGCAGAUGUACGGCAGGAUAUAACUGCUGCCGCCAAUACGUUACGAGAUCACCUUAUUAAAAAGUUUGAGGAAGCAGCGGGAAAGGAAGAUGAUGUGUCGGUAGAGAAGUUCUUUAAACUCUUCCCUCAGAUUGGCUGUGCUGAGUUAGGAGUAGAUAUGCUGAGCAAGUAUUUGGCAACACAGCUAGAAAUAAAGCUGCGUCGUUGCAGCGUUGUAUCAGGGGGCGGGGGUGAAGCAGCGCACGCCGACGCGUUGACCCGCGUACUAGAAGCGGGCGCGGCCGCUCUCGAACGUAUACGUGCGUUAAGUGCGGGUAAUGGCCCCACACUACCGGCCGCUUUGAAACGAAUUCAACCCCCAAUAUGUGCUGCUGUACGCACUGUUAGCCGCUCCUUGCUAGCUGCCCGACGAUUGCCUGAGCCCAAAUCAUCGUUGGCCGUCGAACCUGCGCUAAAUGAACUAGCGAUGGCCCAUCAGCGUAUCUACCUGUACUUUGCAUUUCUAAGAAGACGCAUUGAUUUAAGUGCUAUGGACGAAACAGCGCGUAACAUUUGUGUUGAGUCGGUGGAAAAGAUCAUAGCUGACAGUGAUAUGACAAGAACUGCCCAAGACAUCUUGAGCCAUUAUCUUACACUGGAGAGGUAUUAUUUAGAAGAAAGCGUCAGUAAGGCGCUGAAGCUGUCCACGCCGCAGCCAGGUGUCACGACUUCCAGUUUAGUGGAUGAUGUCUUCUUUAUUGCCAGGAAGGUGAUAAGACGUGCCGUAUCAACGAGUAGUGUGGAAGGUGUGUGUUGCGUGGUUAACGAGACGGGGGCUCAGCUGGAACGCGCUGCAGCCGCGCUUCGCCGCCGUUUAGCCGCGCCGCCGCCGGACCCGUUGCCGUUCCCGUCGCCGCGUCGUAACGCAGCGCACGGAAUCGUCGCCGCCGACACGGACCCGCUGUACUUUGCGCACAUGACGGAAGCGGAACAAGGAGCGGAGUGGGCGGAGCGAUUGGCGGGCGACGCUUGUGUUCUUGGCGAGCCGCUGUGCCGUGCCGCCGCCGAACACGAUAAGCUGCGCUCAUGCGCCGCGGGUUACGCUGCCGCCGCUGCUGCUUUUCGCGCGGCUGCCGCUCAUGCCCGCGCAGCUUUAAGAGCCGCAUUGCAGCAUACAACGGCACUGUGGGCGCAUCAUCUUGUCGACCCCGCAAUCGAUAUUGAAGAAGCAGAGGAAGAAGCAAACGCAUUGCCCGCGGCAUUGGACGUGCUAGCUGAGGAAGCUCGUGCGCAGUUGCCCGCCGCUGCUGACGAACUGCUCGCGGAACUGCUCACUGACUUGUUGAAUAGAGCCCAGAAAAAUUUGCUCGCAAAUAAUUAUAAUAGGGAAAGCGGCGUUUGUGUGGAGCGGCGUUGCCGUCGCGUGUGCGCAUGGGCGGGCAGCAACGCGGGCUCUGCCCGUGAGCAAGCCGCCCGUUUGGCGGCACUAGCGGGACUUCUCGCCGCCGAUCGGCCUACAGCCCCGUCCGCGCCAUUACCACCUGCCUUGGUCCGCCAAGUUCUUGCUGCCAGAACUGACUUCAAGCUUGAAGAUAUAAAGCGCCUGAAAUUAUAGGUGUUAAGAUGUACAUUCCAUGUAUAUUUUAAGUUAAUAUUGUUCUAAAAUUAUUUUAUUAAUAAAAUAUAUUAUAUACUAA